Messenger RNA from Acanthochromis polyacanthus (spiny chromis), 918 nucleotides. RefSeq names its product glutathione S-transferase rho (gene gstr). Gene Ontology annotation, cellular component: cytoplasm. The coding region runs from base 60 to 737 and encodes 225 amino acids. The record is from RefSeq and is a predicted model, not a curated record. Gene Ontology annotation, molecular function: glutathione transferase activity; glutathione binding. The transcript is spliced from 6 exons. Lineage: Eukaryota; Metazoa; Chordata; Actinopteri; Pomacentridae.
UUGCACCUGUUUGUUUCACUGACUUACUGUUUAGGAUUGUGUCUGCCGUACCUGCAUCCAUGGCCCAGUCAAUGAUGCUGCUGUGGGGGUCUGGAUCCCCUCCAUGCUGGCGUGUUAUGAUCACUCUGGAGGAAAAGAAGCUGCAGGGCUACAAACACAAGCUGUUGUCCUUUGAGAAAGAAGAGCACAAAUCUCAGGAAGUCUUGGAAACCAACCCAAGAGCACAGCUCCCUACAUUCAAGCAUGGAGACCUCAUCGUGAAUGAGUCAUGUGCAGUAUGUUUGUACCUCGAGAACCGGUUUAAGUCUCAGGGCAGCAAACUGAUUCCUGACAGUCCCGCAGAACAAGCACUGAUGUACCAGCGCAUGAUGGAGGGUGUCCACCUCAAUGCUAAACUGGAUUCAGUGGCCUACUAUGACUUCCUUACCCCUGAAGGGGAGAGACACGACUCCGCUCUGAAGAGAAACAAGGAAGCUCUGGCCACUGAGCUUCGACUCUGGGAGGGAUACCUGCAGAAUGUGGCUGAGGGCUCAUACCUGGCGGGGCCCUUCUCCUUAGCCGACGUGAUUUUCUUUCCAAACGUCGCCUAUGCGUUUCAUUUCAAGCUGUCUGUUGAACGUUACCCCAAACUGGCCAAAUAUUACAGCCUGCUGAAGGACAGACCCAGCAUUAAAGCCAGCUGGCCCCCACAGUGGUUUCCCACUUCAAAUGGCGAUGACGCUCUGAAGGAUGUCUGAACUCUCUGCAUUCAUCUCUCAUUGUAGGUCUGUGAGGCUGUUUAGCUGCAAAGAUAGUGAAAGCAUUUCAUUUUCAUUUCGAAACACUCUUAAUUUGUCACAUGGGAAUUAUCUAAAAUCACAAGAGACAAGUCACUGAAAAUGUCUUUGUUCUUAUCUGAAAUGAAGCAAUGAUAAAGUG